Messenger RNA from Oncorhynchus nerka (sockeye salmon), 883 nucleotides. RefSeq names its product C-type lectin domain family 4 member M-like. The transcript is spliced from 6 exons. Lineage: Eukaryota; Metazoa; Chordata; Actinopteri; Salmoniformes; Salmonidae. The record is from RefSeq and is a predicted model, not a curated record. The coding region runs from base 77 to 883 and encodes 268 amino acids.
CAGGACAGUGCAGGGACAAGACACAGAGUUGAGGUUAGACAUAUAAGUUACUGUAUUUCACCACAAGUGUUUAAUUAUGUCAGAGGGAGUCUAUGAAAUCCCAGAUGGAUUUGAAGAAGACGAGCCUGAUGCAAUGAAGAACACAGACAUUGAUGGAAAAUUAUAUGCCAACGUAAGAGCCUUCAAGCCCAGUCCAAGACAUGGAGUUGUUGCUUCAGCACAUGUUCAGUGGUGGAAGAGACCCUCUGGAGUUGCUGCAGUGUGUCUGGGGCUGCUGUGUGUUCUCCUACUGGCUGGGAUCAUAGUCCUGUCUGUCUACUAUGAUAAUCACAACUCAACACAGAUAGACCAGCUACAGACCAGUUACAACACCCUGACUAAAGAGAGAGACCAGCUACAGACCAGUUACAACACCCUGACUAAAGAGAGAGACCAGCUACAGACCAGUUACAACACCCUGACUAAAGAGAGAGAACAGCUACAGACCAGUUACAACACCCUGACUAAAGAGAGAGACCAGCUACAGACCAAUUACAACACGCUGACUAAAGAGAGAGACCAGCUACAUUCUGACAGAGUUUUUCUUAGCGGGAGGCUUUCCAAUCUCAGCUGGCAGAAGGUUGAAUCCAGUUGGUACUUCCUGUCUACUGAGACUAAAAACUGGAAGGAGAGCAGAAAGGACUGCCUGGAGAGAGGAGCAGACCUGGUGAUCAUAAACAGUGAUAAGGAACAGGAGUUUCUCUUCAACCUCAACAAGGGAGUCUGGAUUGGUCUGACUGACUCUGUUACUGAGGGGACCUGGAGAUGGGUGGACAGAACCCCACUGACCACCCCAAGGUACUGGUCUCCAAAUCAGCCUGAUAAUGUCUCCAAAUCAGCCUGA